Messenger RNA from Branchiostoma belcheri (Belcher's lancelet), 3894 nucleotides. Its product is annotated as serine/threonine-protein phosphatase alpha-2 isoform. Bases 138 to 1202 code for a protein of 354 amino acids. The transcript has 8 exons. Gene Ontology annotation, cellular component: cytoplasm; nucleus. NCBI's taxonomy places the organism in Eukaryota, Metazoa, Chordata, Leptocardii, Amphioxiformes, Branchiostomatidae. The record is from RefSeq and is a predicted model, not a curated record. Gene Ontology annotation, molecular function: protein serine/threonine phosphatase activity.
CUAACGGCCGCCAUUUGUAAUUUGAAUUGACCCGGCUGACCAUUGGAUUGAAUCCGUCGGCAUCCUCCCUUAAAGGGCGAAAAAGAAAGGAUUUAUCAUCAAAAAUAGAAAGAUAAGAAGACAAACGUUGAACUUCGAUGGCAAGUACAGACCAACUCAACAUCGAUAGCAUCAUAGCCCGGCUUUUGGAAGCGCGGACUAAUGCAGAUUUACAAAUUCGUGGCUCCAGACCGGGAAAGAAUGUGCAGUUGACAGAGAACGAGAUCCGCGGCUUGUGUCUGAAGUCGCGGGAAAUCUUCCUGAGCCAGCCCAUCCUGCUGGAACUGGAGGCUCCGCUCAAGAUCUGCGGUGACAUUCACGGUCAGUACUACGACUUGCUGCGUCUGUUCGAGUACGGAGGUUUCCCUCCGGAGAGUAACUACCUGUUCCUGGGGGAUUACGUGGACCGCGGGAAACAGUCGCUGGAGACCAUCUGCCUGCUGCUAGCGUACAAGAUCAAGUAUCCGGAGAACUUCUUCCUACUCAGAGGCAACCACGAGUGUGCCAGCAUCAACCGCAUCUACGGAUUUUACGAUGAGUGUAAAAGAAGGUACACAAUAAAGCUAUGGAAGACGUUUACGGACUGUUUCAACUGCCUGCCCAUCGCAGCCAUCAUAGACGAGAAGAUCUUCUGUUGUCACGGAGGACUGUCGCCUGACUUGCAAUCCAUGGAACAGAUCCGUCGCAUCAUGCGGCCGACAGACGUGCCGGACCAGGGCCUGCUGUGCGACCUGUUGUGGUCAGACCCCGACAAGGACGUGAUGGGCUGGGGGGAGAACGACCGCGGCGUGUCCUUCACGUUCGGCCCCGAGGUGGUCGCCAAGUUCCUACACAAACAUGACCUGGACCUCAUAUGCAGAGCACAUCAGGUGGUGGAAGACGGUUACGAGUUCUUCGCCAAGCGACAGCUGGUCACGUUGUUCUCAGCCCCCAACUACUGCGGGGAGUUUGACAACGCCGGGGCAAUGAUGAGCGUAGACGAGACACUCAUGUGUUCUUUCCAGAUCUUGAAACCUGCCGACAAGAAGAAGUUCCCGUACGGUGGCUUGAACGCAGGCCGGCCUGUGACGCCACCCCGCGGCCAGAACAAAAACAAAAGGGCAAAGCAUAGACUCCCUCUCCUUUCCCUUUGGCAAUAUAUAGACAACUGCAGUGUAAUGUAAUGUAAAGUAAGGUCGGGGAGAGAAUCAUCAGAGGAAGGCAGGCUGAAAUUCUGUUGCAGUUGGCCUCUCUAGUAGGUAUUCCAGGUAGAUGGGUAUUGUUGUUAAUUUGUGUUAGAGAAGAGACCCAUACAAGCCGUCAUGUGGCAAGGAUUAAAACUAAGGUUAGGGACGAGUACUCCUGUAGAAAAGAUACAUUUUUCCACAGUCUCAAACACAGUGCAAGAGGAAAAAAAGUAUUAGACCCCCCUCCAUUUUUUGUUUGAAAAAAAGAACCACCUUGAGAAUGGCCCUGGUUUAAGUUUUGUAAGCUUUUCUUAUCUGUGUUGUGUUCUUGUCAGUACUAGCUAACUCUAAACUACUUUUCGCUUGCCAGACUCUCUUUCUGUUGCUUUCUUUCUUGCAGUUGUAAAAAGUUUCUGUUCCAAGUUGUCAGGCUUCAAAUGAGCUUAUCUCGUAGUAUCUUAGCAGAGAAGAAAUAGCCUAAAUGGAUGAGUGUUGAGUUAGAAUUGAUUCUUGAGGAUCUAGAAGGGUAGGAAGUUGAUUUGGAAGGAUGUCUGAUGACAGAGGUAGUAGUACAGUCGGCUGUGGAAUGUUCCUGAAAUGAACAGAGAUUGGUACGAUGUCAGAGGGUGUGUAUGGGGUUUGAGAGGAGCUUGGGAUGACUGACUGACUGAAUGUAUUUUAUUUGCUGAAGUGUCAUUUAGGUAGUUGAACAUUCAUUAAUAAAGUUUGAAAAUGCAGAAUUAGCAUACUCCCCCAUGGAGGGGGGUUCUUUCCCCCUUGACAUCAAACCCACACCUCCAUGGAUUUGUAUUGGCCGAUGCAUUUUAAGACUGGAAUGAAGAGAUUGUAGGGUAAUAGCUGAGAAGAGUGCACUGUAUGUUGAUUAUAUAUAGGAGCUCAGAUUGGUACCCAUAGCACUGCAUCUGUACAUAACAUCAGCUCAUUUUUGUGUAGCCGAUCAUCAUCACUGUGCUCAGUGUAUAGCUAUCCCAACUAGACUACAUUUGUAAUUAUGACCGGAGUACAUCUAGUGCAGUUUAUAUAUGUCCCAUACAUGGCCUUGUUCUAUUGUCUGUACAUUGGUGCAAAAGUAGAAAGCUGUCUUGUAAAACAACCUUGAUGGUAGGAAGUCUUCUCUACCCUGUAUCCAAAGUGGUACGUCCCGGCUGACCUCUGGACUGCACUCCUUUGGACUGUACCACUCUUGAGCGGGGUGUAGUGUUGCCUUUUCCAGCAACGUUGGAUUGGCACUGGAUAUUGUAAAAUGUACAGUCAAAGAGAAACAAGUAGAUACACUAGCAGCAGUGUCUAGCACUCAGGAUAUUAGAACUAAGAUUUUCUCCAUGUUUGUUAAAACUUGCUUGGCCAUUAGGAACCCAAUGUAUAUUCUCUGUUAUACUUCGAAGUAUCCCCCCAAAUCGGCAGGGACAAAGCUAUUGUAAGGGUUGAUUUCUAUUGUAACCUUGAUUUUAACCAUUUCCUGCCAACGCUUCAUUUAGGCAGAGGACUUCUUCAUAAUGACUUCUAAAUCUCCACAAGGCAAUUCUUACACUUCUUAAAGUUUCCCAAAGGAAAUUCUGCCUGUCAUUACCUCAAAACACUGCUCAAAUGUCGCUCUCUCGAGAACAACAGGGUAUAACAACAAUAUUUGUCAACCCUUUUAGCUCUGUCUUAUGUAAACUUCUGUGCUGACUUGUACAAGUAUAUAUAGUAUCUGUUGAAGGACUAUUACAUAUGAUAGGUUUUUUGUUUGUUACAAUAUUGACAUGGGGAGGGGCAUUAUUACCAGCUUUAGGUUCUGCACGUAACACAAGAAAACCAAAAUUUUCUUCAGUAAAGGAUUUACUUUUCAUAAACAAUUGAGUAAUUUCUUUGCAACCCACAAAUGUGUGGAAAGGGAAGGUACAUUUACUCUUUUAUGGUUUUGUUUGAAGACUUUGUUUUUGUUUUGCUUCCCACUAGCACUGUAUGUAAGGCUUUCUUUGACUGAGGGAAUGAAUUUUAAAAAAGUACGAUUACAAACCAAAUAUUCUGUAUUAAGUUGUAAGUAAGUGUUGUAUUUCCAACACAGACAUUUAUGCUUUGUAUCACUAGAAGCAAGUACAUAACACCAGUACCAUACAUUGUAAUCAUUUUAUGCGGGUUAUAUAACACUUUGCAAGAAUUUUCGGGAUCCAAUGUCAACGAAAAAUUAAGAACUGGCCCAAAUUUCAGGGAAAUGAUGUAUAUGUGAUGAUCAGGCAUGUUACACUAGUAGCAGAAACUACAUAUUGGUAAAUGAAAGCGUGACAAAGCUACAUAGUCAAAGACCGUUCCACACUUCUGACCUGGAAUGGUCUGUACACAGUAGGCUGCUUGGUUUUCCUUCAAAAACUGCAUCAAUGUUAAACUGAACUUUCUUGUUAAACAAUUUCUUUGUGACUCCUUAAUGUACGUAGCUAUAUCAUACACAAAAGCAUCAUCAACUGUCAUCUUGUAUAUAAUUUUAGAUUCAUGAAAUUGUACUUGCGUCCUGUUAUUGUAUUUUUUUGGUGAAUUUUGUAAUAAUGAUAGGAAUUUUUGAGUCCGGUAUUUUCCCUCGAUAAAGACACUGAUUGUGAUGUACUUUGUACCAGCUGUGACCUGGCUCUUUGUAUGUUGUCCAUGAAUGGCAGUUUAUUAUUAAAGAUGUAGUUUUGAUACACCAAAA